AUGAUUUCAUACGUGGAAAAUCAAUUUCUUUUACAUCAUUAUACUUAUUUAAACGAAAAUUUUUUAGAUAUUGUAACAAUCGCGUUUCAACAUGAACCAUGGAAAAGGUUACAAGAAUUCUGUUUGGAUCAUAUUUGUCCAAAUCCUUCAAUAAUUUUAACGUCAACAAAUUUUCUCUCAUAUUCUGAGGCGAUCUUUUCAGGAAUUUUACAACGAGAUGAUUUAGUGAUGAAAGAGAUUGAUGUGUGGGAUAUGCUCUUAACAUGGGGAAUAAAUCAAGAACCUCGUUUAGGAGAAUAUGGUGAAGGGAAUAUGAUUAGCCAGAUAGUUGAAAAGUGGUGUGACGAAGAAUUUGAAACUUUAAGGGAUAGAUUAAAGAAUUGUAUUCAAUUUGUAAGAUUUAGUGAUAUUUCCCCUGAAGAUUUUUUCGUCAAGAUUAGACCUUUAAAAAAUAUAUUUCCCGAAGAUUUAUAUGAAGAAAUUUUAUGGAAAUUUAUUAGCCCAAGAAACGUUAUAUUCGAGAGUAAAAGUUUUGAUGUAAAAAAUGGGUUUAAUUUAAGUAGGAUCAGAAAACAUCAAGUUGACACCGCUAUUUAUAGUUAUGCGAAUUGUGGACCCCAGUGGGGCGGGAAUGACUUGAGAGCCUGGGGAAGUUUUAAUGCUGAUUGUUGUCAAUGUGUUCAUUAUAGGUAUGAAAAUGCCGUUAGAAAUAAUCCUGAUUUAUUUUCGGCUGAGGAAUUUGAAGUUUUUCAAUUAGUUAAAAGAAUUUAA
This is a messenger RNA of Funneliformis caledonium, 771 nucleotides long. Lineage: Eukaryota; Fungi; Glomeromycota; Glomeromycetes; Glomerales; Glomeraceae. The record is from the annotation of a GenBank genome assembly.